Cimex lectularius (bed bug) is the source of this 1483-nucleotide messenger RNA. Its product is annotated as odorant receptor 4-like. The transcript has 7 exons. Gene Ontology annotation, cellular component: plasma membrane. NCBI's taxonomy places the organism in Eukaryota, Metazoa, Arthropoda, Insecta, Hemiptera, Cimicidae. The record is from RefSeq and is a predicted model, not a curated record. The coding region runs from base 127 to 1224 and encodes 365 amino acids. Gene Ontology annotation, biological process: sensory perception of smell; detection of chemical stimulus involved in sensory perception of smell. Gene Ontology annotation, molecular function: odorant binding; olfactory receptor activity.
GAAAAGGAUAGAGAAUCGUUUGAAAGCAACUUUGGGCGUUUUGUUUCCAUAUUUAUCGCCUAUAGAUCAAAAUUUCGAGCUUUUGUGGUUCUCCUUUUGUGCGGCUCUCAAACAUUUGAAACGGUUAUGUCCAUCAUUAUAGGUUGGAAUGAUUACGACGUAAGAUUCGAGUGUUUAAACGUAACUUUGUUGCUGGGUUGUAUGUUUUCCUUUAUAAUACUGUACUGGAUUAAGAAAGAUAAAGUGUUUUAUUUGUACAGAGCCUUGGGAAGUGAAUUGCACGAGUACGACGUUGGUGGUGAGACGUUGGAACACAUAAACCGUUUGCGAGCAGAAAGCAAAAUUGAAAAACAAAAGAUACCUCGAAUAAAUUUUAUAAUGUGCUGUUCCGUCAUGCUACUAAUUUCGUUCAGACGGCCCUUGAACUACCUUAUAAAAGGUGAAACCAGGCAUGCCAGAGACGGAGCGGAUUUGCCUUCGUCGCAUUUCGUUGGCGGCAUCCCGAUCCCGUACUGGUUUUACGUCGAACCUAAGGGCAAUUUAUAUUAUCUCGCAGCGUUUCUCGAAUACUUCAACAUAAUUUACGUCGCGUUAUUGUUUCCGAUUAUCGACGGCGCUUUCGUCGCCAUGUCUCACGAGAUAUGCACGGAAUUUAAGAUAUUGCACUACAUGCUAAAAAACUUGGUCGAGACGGCAGAAGUCCAAUAUGAAAAAUCGAGCCCAAAUUCGAGUAUUAAGGACAUGAACAAAUUUAAAAUAAUUCUCAAGUCUUGUUUAAGAUCAUGUUUAAUUCACCAUCAACAUAUUAUCAAGGUGAUCUCUGUGAUUCGUGAUGUGAAUUACAUGCUCCUCGUGUUGUCCGGACUUGGCAUUGGUAUCUUUACAUGUUUGCUGGGCGUGGUUUUAACUGUGCCGGGCACUUCUGAAGCCCUAAAAGCAUCCUCGUUUAUACUAAUUCUAUUAGAACUUAUACACGUUUAUUUCUACUGCUACUACAGUGGUCAGUUUUCCGAUUUGUCUGUAGCUGUUGGAAGUGCAAUUUAUGAAUCUAAUUGGGUAAAAUACAGCUCUUUACUCAAAACGGAAAUGAUGAUACUUGUUGAAAGAUCAAAAAAGCCUAUUACCCUUUCUGCUGGUGGAUUUUCUGAAUUGAAUCUGGAGAUGUUUUCAGGCAUUAUCAAUUCUGCAUAUACCUACUUCAACAUCAUAAAGGCUAUGUCCUAAAUAUUUUCCUUAGGUGAAGCAUUAUAAGUAAAAACGGACCAACGGAGAGACGACCUGAGAACCAAAAAUAGAAAAUUUGAUUUCACUUUACAACAUUUCACAUAAUGGCAGUGUCAAAACACCAAUAGCUGUAGAAUUCUUACAAUUGUACGCAAGUUCAACAACAUUUAGUAUAAAAUUGUCAUCAUAUUGUACAAUGUCAGAUGCAUUAAAAUAAUGUAAAAAUAUUGCACUACGUUAACAGUAGAGUCCAUAUUGU